Onychostoma macrolepis is the source of this 6552-nucleotide messenger RNA. RefSeq names its product ubiquitin protein ligase E3 component n-recognin 1 (gene ubr1). Gene Ontology annotation, molecular function: zinc ion binding; ubiquitin protein ligase activity. Gene Ontology annotation, cellular component: cytoplasm; ubiquitin ligase complex. NCBI's taxonomy places the organism in Eukaryota, Metazoa, Chordata, Actinopteri, Cypriniformes, Cyprinidae. The coding region runs from base 43 to 5253 and encodes 1736 amino acids. The transcript is spliced from 47 exons. The record is from RefSeq and is a predicted model, not a curated record. Gene Ontology annotation, biological process: protein ubiquitination; ubiquitin-dependent protein catabolic process via the N-end rule pathway.
CCUAGUUCUGUUGCUGUAGUGACGCUUUACGGCAUUUGGAUCAUGGCGGAGUCGCUGAACGGUGUACAGUUGAGCACGAAAUGGCAGGAGGCUUCAAACAGAGGGGCUGCCAUACUCAGCUAUUUAGGGGAGCAUGUCCCUCUAAUUUAUUGUCUGGAGAUAGCGCCACAACAAGGGGAGGAGGAGCAAAAGGUUGAGCAACGCCUCCUGUAUCCUCUGGAGUGCUUCCUUUUUGGAGAGGACCCCUGUGUCGGCCUGGAGAAGCUACAGCAAUACAACAGCAGCUCAUCAGCUCAGCAAUGUGGACGUGUCUUUAAAGAAGGCGAGACCGUCUAUUCCUGCAGAGAUUGUGCAAUAGAUCCCACCUGUGUACUCUGCAUAGAAUGCUUCCAGAAGAGUGUGCACAAAAGUCAUCGCUACAAGAUGCAUGCCUCAGCAGGAGGAGGUUUCUGCGACUGUGGAGAUUUGGAGGCUUGGAAGACCGGACCCUGCUGCUCCCAACACGACCCUGGCACUUCAGUUACUAUGGAAACGGAUGAGUGUGUGAUGGAUCCAGGCAUUCGAGAAAGGGCUCAGAUGCUGUUCCACCUGCUUCUGCGGUACACGGCGGACAUGCUGGUUUGGGAAGAAACCAAUGAGCUAUCAGAGGAGCUGAAGCCAAAAGUGAAGGAAGACACCUACUUCUGUGUGCUCUACAACGAUGAGCAUCACUCGUAUGAUCACGUCAUCUACACACUUCAGCGCGCGAUCGCCUGUGACCAGAAUCAGGCCCAAAUCUACACUGCACUUAUUGACAAGGAAGGGCGGAAAGCAGUGAAGAGAGGUACUCUCAGAUCCUGUCAACAAGCCAAGGACAAUAUCAGGCGUAACUCAGAGCACAUUAUCCAGAUACCUUUGCGAGUGGAGAUCCUUCACACUGCUGUAAUGGCUCAUCAGACCUUCGCCCUCAGACUUGGAGCAUGGUUCCAGAAGAUCAUUGGCUAUUCGGUUGGCCUCAGGGAGGUGUUCUGCCAGGUGGCUUUGGAGCCAGCUGCUGACAACAAUAAACUCUGCCUGAUCAGUCGACUCAUGCUGCACGACGCCAAACUUUAUAAAGGAGCUCGCAAGGUUGUCCACGAGUUAAUUUUCAGUAGUUUACUGAUGGACACAGAAUUCAAGAGGCUGUUUGCCAUGAAAUUCACAGAGCACUACAAGCAACUUCAGGAAGACUUUAUCAGUGAUGACCAUCAGAGGAACAUCUCAAUCACAGCCUUGUCUGUGCAGAUCUUCACUGUUCCCACUUUGGCCAGGCAGUUGAUAGAGGAGGGCAGCGUCAUCAAGGUCAUUAUAGACACUGUAAUGGAUAUGUUGAGGGCACAUCUGGACAGCAACAACCGCUUCCAAUUCCAGGGCCACAACCCUGACAAGUUCUUCCGGGUUCAAGUUAUCUUCCAUGACCUCAGGUACAUUCUAAUCAGUAAGCCCUCUGUGUGGACUGAGACGUUGAGGGUGAAGUUCCUCGAAGGUUUACACAUCUUUCUUCGCUUCUUAUGUUGUAUGCAGGGGAUGGAGGAGGUGAAGAGGCAGCUUGGUCAGCAUGUUGAGGUGGAGCCCGAGUGGGAGGCGGGAUUUACCCUCCAGAUGCAGCUGCGCCACAUUCUCGCCAUGUUUCAGGACUGGUGUUCUUCUGACGAGAGGGUUCUGUUGUUGGCCUUUCAGGAGUGUCACAGAGCUCUAAUGUCCUGCACCAACCAGCCCUUCCGCAGCGAGCCGACAGACAGCUACAUGUGCAAGCAGAUCCUCCACGCACGCCCAUAUAAAGUCUCCCAGGAGCCCGUCUCCAUCCAUCUGCCCAUCACCAGACUCCUGGCCGGUUUAUAUGUGCUGCUGUGCCAGACUGGAGCAAUCCAAUACCUCCCUGACUUUGUGGAUCCUGUGCAGCUGAACUUCACUGAGCUGGCGGAGCAGCCUCUGCGCUGUGUUGUGCUGGCGGCUCAGGUGUGUGCUGACAUGUGGCGCAGAAACGGCCUGUCUCUCGUCAGCCAGGUGUAUUACUAUCAGGAUGUUAAGUGCAGGGAUGAAAUGUUUGAUAAGGAUGUUAUCAUGUUGCAGAUUUCUGCUGCCAAAAUGGACCCCAAUCAUUUCCUCAUGCUUGUUCUUUUGAGAUUUGAACUUUUUGAUGUUUUUAAUGGCAACUCCUCCAGUAAAGAUCAGGAAGUACUGAAACAGUGGAAUAGGUUAACAGAGGAGAUGCUUUACCUGAUAAUCGUCAUUGUAGGUGAACGGUACGUGCCUGGAAUCAGUCAUGUGACUAAGGAGGACGUGACUAUGAGGGAGGUCAUCCAUCUGCUUUGUAUUGAAUCCAUGGCUCAUAGCAGCCUGGUUAAAAGCCUGCCUGAAAAUGAAAGCCAUGAAACUGGGCUUGAAACUGUCAUCUCUAAGGUUGCCAUUUUCAAGAAACCAGGAGUGUCAGGCCAUGGCUUGUAUGAACUGAAGAAGGAAUGUCUGAAAGAGUUUAACCCCUUCUUCUAUCAUUAUUCCAGACCACAGCAUAGUAAGGCAGAAGAGGCUCAGAAGAAGAGGAGAACCCAUGAGGGCAGUGAUAAAGCCCUCCGUCCCCCAGUGCCUCCUCCCUUCUGUCCAGCAUUCUCAAACAUAGUGUGCCUGCUCUGCUGUGACAUCUUCAUCCUUAUUCUGAAGAGAAUCUUCCAGAAAGCAGCGGAGGACCGUUCCAACCGAUGGACUGAACCCAUGAUCCAGAGGGCCCUGCACCUUGUAGGCCAGGCUCUACUGGAGGAAAAAACGCAGUUGGAAAGCAGCAGUACUGAGGAAGUGACCUUUGACUUUAGUCAGAAAGCACAGAAAACUGGUUCAGAACACGGCAAAUCUUUGUUCCACUUCCUGACCAAAAUAAAGUCUUUACCUUCUCUGAAAGCUCAGAAUGACAUGAUCAUGUGGAACUUACAGAUGUUUGAGGUGGUGAAGUGUCUUCGGGAGAAAUCCGGUCCUGUAGCUUCAUUUUCUGUGGAUCACAGCAAGUUGGAGGAGAGUGUUCAGGAUAAAGAGAAGGCCGAGCGCAAGAGGAAAGCUGAAGCUGCUAAAGCCCACAGGCAGAAGAUCAUGGCUCAGAUGUCAGCCAUGCAGAAGAACUUCAUAGAGUCCAACAAGAUGCUUUAUGACAACGUGCCUGAGAGCUCGAGUCAGAGCGACACCGCUGCAUCUGUGGACAGCUUCAGGAUGGAUGUGGAUGAGAGCAGGGUGGCUGUGGGGCCUCAGCAGGGCGUUUGUUCUGCAGACUGGGAGACUCAGAUCUGCAUCCUGUGUCAAGAGGAGCAGGAGGUUCAGGCUCAGGCACCAGCCAUGGUCCUUACAGCUUGUGUGCAAAGAUCUACUGUUCUCACCCAGAACCGUGGAAAGACACUCUCCCCUAAAGUUGGAAACUAUCCCCUGUUCAUGCCCCCUGAUCUGGCUGUGGGAACACACACCGGCAGCUGUGGGCAUGUGAUGCACGCCACCUGCUGGCAAAAGUACUUUGAAGCUGUGCAGAACACCACUCGGAAUCGGCUGCAUGCAGAUCUGAUCAUAGACCUGGAGAACGGCGAGUACAUGUGUCCACUCUGCAAGUCCCUCUGUAACACUGUCAUCCCUCUGAUCCCUGUGGAGCCCAGCAGGCUUAAUUAUGAGAGUGCUGAGUUAGUUGGUCAGCAUCUCACUCUGGAGCGCUGGAUUCAGAUUAUGUCUUCUCGGAUCAGAGGUCUGAGAGGUACAUGGGAAACAGGCAGUAACAGUGAGGAAGCGGCUGAGGAAGCAGUGGCACUUUUUGAUGAGUGUCAAGCUGAAUUCAGAUCCAUUCUCAGUUUUGGAGUUCAAGAGCCGCCGAAGUUCUCUCGCAGUAUCACAGAGAUGUUGGGGGUCUGUGCGACCACAGUGCACAGGGUGGGACUGCAGACCGCUCCCAAUGACCUGUGCCCGCACGUGCCUGUCAUGUCCUGGAACACAUGUGCCUACACCAUCCAGGCCAUUGAAAAUAUGUUACAGGAAGAAGGGAAGCCUCUUUUUGGAUCCCUCCAGAACAGACAGCUGUCUGGACUCAAAGCAUUAGUGCAGUUCUCAGCUGCUCAGAGGCUGAAGAGCAGGCAAGCUGUCAUACAAAAGCAUUUUUCUGAUAUGUUAGCAGUCCUGGUACCUGUUCCUAAUGUAGAAAACACACCAUCAAUAUUAGAAGUGGACUUCUUUCAUCUACUGGUGGGGUUGGUUCUGUCCAUCCCAGCGUUGUAUCAGGAAGAGGCUGUAGACCUGCACCCUUCAGCAGUCAGCACAGUGUACAAUCACCUCUACCUGCUGCACCUGCUCACUAUGGCACACAUGCUGCAGGUCCUGCUGGCCUCACACGAUUGUGCUGUAAUAGGAGGGUCAGGGGAGGGCGAUGAGGCCCAGGCUGCAGCCGAACUCUUCUCUAUUGUGUCUCAACACACAGACAGGUUGAGGGCUGGUGUGACUGGUUUCUGUGUAGAGGGUGUAAAGAGAGGUGUGCUUCCCUUCCUGCGCUGUGCUGCACUGUUCUUCAAUUGCCUUACAGGAGUGCCCCCUCCAGAGGAGCUGUCCGGUACUGCAGAGUCACCUGAAAGUCAGCUGCAUCUGUUGUGUAGUUACCUCUCCUUGCCCUCCAACCUGUUUCAACUGUUUCAGGACCACAGGGAUGUUGUAACCACCUUAAUAAAGAGGUGGUGUGAGAAUACAGCCAUAUCCAAAGCCCUCAAAGGUGAAAUGCAAAUCAUCAGGUAUCCUCGUAAGAGAAACAGGCUAAUAGAUCUUCCAGAGGACUAUAGUGUGUUGCUCAAUCAAGCUAGUCACUUUAAAUGCCCAAACUCAUCAGAUGACGAGCGAAAGCACCCGACUCUGUGUCUUCAGUGCGGGGUCAUGCUGUGUGCGCAGAGCCCCUGCUGUCAGGAGCAGCUGAACGGGGAGGAAGUGGGCGCGUGUACGGCUCACGCUGCCACUUGUGGGGCUGGAGUGGGAAUGUUUCUCAGGGUUCGAGAGUGUGAGAUCAUCUUGAUGGCCAGUAAGACACGGGGAAGUCCCUAUCCAGCACCUUACCUUGACGACUAUGGAGAAACAGACCCUCAGCUUGGGCGUGGGAACCCGCUGCAUUUGUGUCCAGAGCGCUACCGCAAGUUGCUUCAUAUGUGGCAGCAGCACUGCGUCCUGGAGGAAAUCGCACGCAGUCUGGAGGUCCUCAACGUCAUGUUCCCCUUUGAGUGGCAGAUGCUUUGAGCUCCAAGACGGCCAGAGGAAGUUCACAAUGCGAGAAUCAAGACACACCGACUUCAAGGAGUAAUAAACUCCCUCACUUCUCUACUUACUGCUGUCCAUGUUUUCCAGCAGCUAGUGCAUUAUGGGUAGUCACACUAAACAGGCCCAUAGAAGCUAUUAAAGAAGUGAAUGUGUUCUCUCGGCUCUUUAUUUAUUUAGCUUGGGUUGCAGAUCUACACUUGUUUUAGAACUUCAGCUUUUUCUUUUUGCUCAAUAUGGUGUUUUUCCAUUUGUUUUCAGGGUGUAAAGAUUUAUUGCAGGGCUUGUGUCUCUACAAAACCCAAACAGAUUGUUUUUUUUUUGUUGUUGUUUUUUUUAACCUAUGUGAAAUGCUAGUCCUUUCACCCUGCUACAGCCUUUUUGCUCUUUCUUUCAUCUGUGUGAGAAAUGUAUUCAUGUGAAUAUAAUAUAUCUAUGUACUACUUUAUGUAAAGCUGCCCUCAAAAAAAAAAAAAAAAAAGUAUAUUCAGUGCUUGAGUAAAAAGCUGUUUUGCAAAUUAUGUUCUCAGGUGAAUCUCACAGAAACAUGUCCGGGUCACAUGCUACACCUUAUUAAAUAAGUCAUAUUUUUCAUAAAAAUACAGUUUUUCAUUAACAUUUUAUGUUUUAUUUUAAAAUUCUCAUCAUUAUUAUUACAGUAAAAUUACUAUAUACUUUUAAAAAUUAAAUCAGCAUGAGGCCAAAAGAUGACAAAUGAACAUAAAAAAAAUAGUAAAAUUAAUAUUACAUUUUUCUUACAGUGACACUGGGAUUUGUUACAGUAAUGAAUUUGGUGGAAAAUAAUCUCGAUGCAAAUGAUGUUAAUAUUUCUAAUAAUAGGCAUCAUUUAAUUUAAGCUAAUUUUCUUAUUUCUUUUGUUUUUGAGGUAAAAUAUGACCCAGGCAUAUUCUUGACAGGUUUCAUGAGAUUCACUCAUGCUAUGGAUGUCACAUGAACAUGUAAAUAAACAAUAAUGUAUAAUUAGAUGAUGCUAUUUUGCUAUAAGAAUGCAGCUGUGAUUUAAAUUAAGAAACAAAAUGUCAAUCACAUAAUCACAUGCAACAAUGUAAAUUCAAGUUUACUCCACUUGUCAAUAUGUACUAAAUCAAACACAAGUGCUUUUCUUGAGUGUCAGUCCAAGUCCAGAUUUUUUUUUUUAUUCCACUCAUGAUCUGGUUCAAGAUGUAAGACCUUUUAAUUUGCACUUGGCUUUAAACAUCUUAUGUACAUGAAAUAAACUACUGAGUGAUAUCACUAUUCUGAUGGAUCUCUUUCACCUCA